AUAAGUGUGAAAUAGAGGGAGUCUUUCUUUCACAGCUUCUAAUACAUUGCAAUCACUCGAUUAGUAGCAAUUACUCUGACUUUCUCUCCCUUUCUUGUAAUUUUUUCAUCCAUAAACUCUCUUCCUUCCCUCCCUCCCUCGCUCCCUCCUGCUUUCCUUCUUCUUGUCCUGUGGUGAUCAUGAUAUUCAAACCCAUUUCUAUUUGUUAUUAGAGCAUCUCCCCCAACCCUUUUUAUUUCUGCACCCCACCUGUUUGAUUAAAUGCCUACUCAACCAUCUUCCAAGCACUCAGACUGAGAGCAAUGGCCCUCCUAUUUCCUCACCUCAUCUCUACUCCAUCCCAUGUUUCUGCCCUUCCAUCCCAUUUUAUCCCCACUCUGCCUACCCUUAGAGUUUGUGUCAGCACCAGAACCAGCACAAAACACGAGCCCCUCCUCCCACCUUUAAUUACGUGCUCUUCCUCUCCUCACAAACUAGUCCGUGAUCCCAGAUUGGAUAAGCAUGUGCUGAAACAAAACAAGAUACGCUUUGUUCAAAAGCUCAAAACUCUCCUGCUUUCCAAACCAAAACACUUCAUGCCCAUUCAACUUCUCUACAAAUGCCGCUCUUACUUAUCUUUACCCAAACCACGCUCUCUCUUAUCAAUGAUCCGUCGUUAUCCCACCAUUUUCGAGCUCUUCACUAUUCCAACCCCACCUACACCAUUCCAUGCCUCUGGUCCGCUUUCUCAACUUUGUGUCCGUCUCACUCCAGCUGCUGAGGCCCUUGCGAGAAAGGAAACUGAUCUUAAGAAAUGCAUGUCUAACUCUUUGGCUGCAAAACUACAGAAACUUUUAAUGCUUGCCUCCCCAUAUCACAGGCUUCUCUUGUCCAAGCUUGUGCAUUUGGGUCCUGACCUUGGUCUGCCCAUUAACUUCCGCUCGCGCCUUUGCAAUGACCACCCAGAUAAGUUUAAGGUUGUCGACACUUCUUAUGGACGUGCACUUGAGCUUGUCAACUGGGAUCCAAAUUUGGCUAACAUCUUACCAUCACGUGAUGAAAAUGAAUCUGUUGGGCUGAUAGUCGACAGGCCAUUGAAAUUCAAACAUCUACGGCUGAGGAAGGGGCUUAAUUUGAAGAGGCAACAUCGUGAUUAUCUCAUAAAGUUCAGGGAACUUCCGAAUGUUUGCCCGUACAAUACUAACGUGACAGAUUUGGUGAAAGAGUCAAUUGAGGCCGAGAAGAGAGCUUGUGCCGUGGUGAGAGAGGUUUUAGGGAUGACAAUAGAGAAGAGGACUUUGGUGGACCAUUUAACGCAUUUUAGGAAGGAGUUUGGAUUGCCAAACAAGCUGAGAGGAAUGCUGGUGAGGCACCCUGAGAUGUUUUAUGUUAGCUUAAAGGGUCAAAGAGAUUCUGUCUUUCUGGUGGAGGGAUAUAAUGAUAAGGGUGUACUUGUGGAGAAGGAUGAAAUUUCGGCCAUAAAAGAUGAGCUGAUGGAGCUAGUACGAGAAGGGAAGAGGAUGAGAAGAGAGAGAAGAAAAGAAAACAUUUAUGGUGAUGUCAAUAAAAGCAACACUCAACCGUUGGACAAUCAAGUUGAUGAUGGAUAUUAUGACGACUUUGCAGAUGAUUUAGAUGAUUUGUUCCAACUAGAAGAUUACAGUUCUGAGGAUGAUGUGGACGAUGAUGAAAAUGAAGAGCUAAUGAGGUUGCAAGAGAAAGGGGAGUUUUGGAUGGCUGAGAGAAAUGCUUCUUCAAUAAACCAGAAUGACUGUGGUUCAGGUCCCUGGUAGUAUGCUGUAUUAUUAACAUAAUUCCUUACGAGUAGUU
Messenger RNA from Sesamum indicum (sesame), 1809 nucleotides. Its product is annotated as Ubiquitin carboxyl-terminal hydrolase family protein. NCBI's taxonomy places the organism in Eukaryota, Viridiplantae, Streptophyta, Magnoliopsida, Lamiales, Pedaliaceae. The record is from RefSeq and is a predicted model, not a curated record. Gene Ontology annotation, molecular function: RNA binding.